Messenger RNA from Durio zibethinus, 3598 nucleotides. RefSeq names its product kinesin-like protein KIN-7F. NCBI's taxonomy places the organism in Eukaryota, Viridiplantae, Streptophyta, Magnoliopsida, Malvales, Malvaceae. Gene Ontology annotation, molecular function: microtubule motor activity; ATP binding; microtubule binding. Gene Ontology annotation, biological process: microtubule-based movement. The record is from RefSeq and is a predicted model, not a curated record.
GCGAUAGUCUUGGAAUAUGGAUGUUUAGAUUUCGAGCCUUUGGGCUACUCGGCCCAAACUUUUAAGAAGGCCCGUGUUUGGCCUUUCAAAUGGUGGACAUGUGUAUGGCGACAGCGUUAAUACAUAGAAAAGUGAAGGAAAAAAUGGUAAAUCUACAUCCAUUUUAGUUAGCGGAAGCGGUUACAUUUGAAAGGUCGGUACUAUUCUAAGUCAGAAAGAGAAACACGAAGGGAGGCAAAAGCAGCGAAGAACAACGGCAUUACAUUGCAUUGCUGUUUACUCUCUCUUUCUCUUUCUCAAAAUGCACUGUUGAAAAUCCUUUUUUUUUUUUUUUUUUUUACUUUCGGUUGAGUUUGUUUUAUUUUUUUUUAUCUCAUUUCACGGAAUUUGAUGCAUCAUUUUUAGCUGUUUUUCCGAAGUUUUUGGAUCCGUUUAUUGGCCAAAAUUUUGUUUCUUUAAAAAAAAAAGGGAAAUUUUAAAAUUUUCAAAGUUUAAUCUGUCGAUUGCAUUUGAAGGUCGAAGCGUUUUCAUUGAGAUUUCUCUUUGCUUUUUGCUGCUUGAAUUGAAGCUCGAAGAUAAGCGACGGGAAAACAGAGAAAAAGGCUUCGAAGCGGUAACAACGACGUGAUUUCAGUGAAAUUUGGGAAAAAAGGGAACAAUAGAGAGGCCUUUACCUUGAAACAAAGGCAAAUUUUGUUAUUUGUUUGUGAAGAGAAAGAGAGGAAAAAUUAAAGGUGAAGAAAAGAGAGAAAUGGGAUCAAUGAGUGAUGAGUUGGAAAUUCAGGAACAAGGAGAGAAAAUCUUUGUUUCGGUUAGGUUAAGGCCAUUGAACGAGAAAGAAAGGGCAAGGAACAGUAUAACUGAUUGGGAAUGCAUUAACAAUGACACCAUUGCUUUCAAGAAUAGCUCGCCCGAACGCUCCAUGUUCCCAGCCGCCUAUACAUUUGACAAAGUAUUUGCCUGUGACUGCGUUACAAGUCAAGUGUACCAGGAAGGAGCCAAACACAUUGCACUUUCAGUACUCGAUGGUGUCAAUUCAAGCAUAUUCGCAUAUGGGCAAACCAGCAGUGGAAAGACAUAUACAAUGAGGGGAAUCACUAAAUAUGCAGUAGAGGAUAUAUAUGACUACAUAGAGAGGCAUGAAGAAAAGGAGUUUUUGGUGAAAUUCUCUGCCAUGGAGAUAUAUAAUGAAGCCGUAAAAGACCUCCUUAGCUCUGGUAGUACCCCACUCAGACUCCUAGAUGAUCCAGAGAGGGGAACGGUUGUGGAGAAACUUACGGAGGAGACUCCAAGAGACAGGGACCAUAUUCACGAGCUCCUGUCAAUCUGUGAAGCUCAAAGGCAGAUAGGGGAGACCUCUUUGAAUGAAACUAGCUCGAGAUCACAUCAGAUUUUGCGGCUGACAAUUGAAAGUUCUGCUCGUGAAUAUGCUGGAGCUGGAAAUUCAAGCAUUCUUGCAGCUUCUGUGAAUUUUGUUGAUUUGGCAGGAAGUGAGCGAGCCUCUCAGACCUUAUCUGCUGGUGCAAGAUUAAAAGAAGGCUGCCACAUAAAUCGGAGUUUGCUAACUCUUGGAACUGUGAUUCGCAAAUUAAGCAAGGGAAGAAAUGGCCAUGUACCUUAUAGAGACUCUAAGCUGACACGCAUACUCCAGAAUUCCUUAGGAGGCAAUGCCAGAACAGCCAUCAUUUGUACUAUGAGUCCUGACCGCAGUCAUGUCGAGCAAUCAAGAAACACUCUCUUGUUUGCAAGCUGUGCUAAAAAGGUAACAACUAAUGCACAGGUCAACUUGGUUAUGUCAGAUAAGGCAUUGGUAAAGCAAUUGCAAAGAGAAUUGGCUAGACUGGAGAAUGAAAUGAGGAGCUUGGGAUCAGCUUCAGUCAAACGUGAUACUGCUAAUUUGCUGAGAGAGAAAGAGCUACUCAUUGGACAGAUGGCCAAAGAGAUAGAAGAAUUGACUCGUCAACGUGAUCUUGCCCAAUCUAGAGUUGAGAAUUUGCUACUGUCAGUUAGAGAAGUUCAAAUGUUAAGCCAAGGGGAAUAUUCGUUAUCACAUUCAUCAGAAGUGGCCAAGGUUCCCUCUACGGUUGGUUGCAACAAACGUAGGGAUACUGUUGCACGCAGCGUUCCUAAUGCCCACAACCAAUAUCCAGGGCUUCCCGAAAAAUCUGAAGAGGAUUUUCUGCUCGAUGGCAUCACUCCGAAGUUUAUUGGGCCUGAUCCAUGCAAAGGUUGGGAGGAGAUUGCUCAAAAAAUGGAUGAAGAAUUUGAAGAUAACUGCAAGGAAGUUCGAUGCAUUGAAGAUUCAAGCAUUAAGAUGAAUGAAAAUGCAGAAGUUUCCUCUUUGAGUCCUGACAACAAUGAAGGAAAAUUAGCCAUGGAGGAGGCCAUUGUCAAGAAAAUGGAAACUGAUGAGUUAUCUGUUCAUCCUGAGGAACAAGAAGGAAAACCGGCCAGGACAGAAGCCGUUAUCAAGGAAGUAGAAGCUGAUAAUUUAUCAACUGCUCCUGAGGAAGAGGAUCGGAAAGUAGUCUUGACAGAGGUCCUUCUCAAGAAAACAAGAGCUGGUGAGUUCCUGACUGAUCAUGAGGAUAUUGAAGGAAAAUUAACCGUGACAGACUCAAGUAUUGAUAAGCAGGAAGGUGAUGGCAGCUCCACUGAUCCUGAGGAAAAUCAAGGAAAACUAGACCUGACUAUAACCGUGGACGAAAAUGUAGUAUCAUCCCCACGAAAGGAAGAUUUGCAAUCAAGUCAUGUCUACACAGAUGAAACUUACAAGGCUUUGAAACAAAAAAUUGAGGAACUGCAAAGGACUGUCAAAUUUCUUGUCAGUAUUCAUCAUCUAGAGCAGUCGCCUUGUUUUUCAGAUGCAUCUAGCUCUGGUAGCACAAGCAUGACCAGAAGCAAAAGCUGCAGGGCGGUUGUCACAACUGUGCCAUCUUCACCUUCCUUUGAGAAAGCAGAACGGAAAGAAAGCACACCCCCUUCCACUGGAGUUGAAAAAGAAUUCCUUGAAAGACCAAGAAGCCUUUACCAAAAGCUUUCUGGACUGAAAUAUGACAACAGAAAUGGAAAUAUGUCCAGAAGAAAUUCUCAAACUUCUCUUAGUAGUAUUUCUGGGGAAGCACAAAGUCUGAAAGACUUAGAUGUGGAAGACACUUUUAAUGCAAUUGAUAUUCUUCCACGACCAUGGAAGUCAUUUUCCAAUGAUUCUGUGAAAAAAACUUCCUCCUCCACUGAUUUUGCUGCAUCUGGCAGUGAAAAGAAACUGCAGUCAGAAGAGCAAAUUGAUAACAAUUCGGCACAGGAAACCACAGAUACUACUGAUAAUUCCAGGGAAAUAAUAAAGGAUUCCAUGCAACUGCACUCUGGUUGGCCCUCAGAAUUUGAGAAGCAGCAGAGAAAGAUAAUUGAACUUUGGGAUGCAUGCAACGCACCAUUAAUCCACAGAACCUAUUUCAUCUUGCUUUUCAAAGGCGAUCCUUCCGAUUCAGUGUAUAUGGAGGUAGAGCUCAGAAGAUUGUCUUUUCUAAAAAACUCAAUGUCAUACGCAGCCAAUGUUCGCAAAGAUAGUCCCAUUGACACAACAGCUUCUAGGUAA